Sorghum bicolor (sorghum) is the source of this 1623-nucleotide messenger RNA. RefSeq lists its product as uncharacterized. Lineage: Eukaryota; Viridiplantae; Streptophyta; Magnoliopsida; Poales; Poaceae. The transcript is spliced from 2 exons. Gene Ontology annotation, molecular function: nucleic acid binding; zinc ion binding; aspartic-type endopeptidase activity. The record is from RefSeq and is a predicted model, not a curated record. Gene Ontology annotation, biological process: proteolysis. The coding region runs from base 1 to 1623 and encodes 540 amino acids.
AUGGCCAACAAUAGGAGGAACAGGAGGGGUGAGGACUUGCCACCACCACCACCACCCCCUACUAUGGAGCAGCUGAUGUUGAUGCAAACACAACUACUGCAGCAGCUGGCUCAGAAUAUGCAGAACAACGGAAAUGGAAAUGGAAACGCACCUCCUCAUGUUAGGGACAAGAGUGGAGAAUUCCUGAAGGGACAUCCGCCUGUUUUCAAAUACUCCACCGACCCUCUCGAAGCUGAUGAUUGGCUUCGUGCUAUUGAAAGACAACUGGAGAUUGCACAGUAUGAUGACAGAGAGAAAGUGUUGUAUGCAGCAGGGCAAUUGCAAGGGGCUUCACUUGAUUGGUGGGAUUCUUUCCGUUUUGGCCGUACAGAUGUUCACCCCAUAACCUGGAUGGAGUUCCGUAAUGCUUUCCGCUCUAAUCAUGUCUCUGCCGGACUAAUGAAACUGAAAAAGAAAGAAUUUCUCUCCCUCAAGCAAGGAGGUAUGUUUGUUGCUGAAUAUCGUGACAGCUUUCAGUAUCUGGUGGACAAGGCCCUGGUGAUUGAAAACAAACGCCAUCAGAUGGAAGAUAAGAAAAGGAAGUUCCAGGGACAACAGUCAGGAAACAACAUGCGUACUCGUACCAAUCCUCAGCAAGCUUAUCCACAGCAACGCUAUCAGGGACAGUUAAGCCUGGUCAAUCAUAACCAGCAGCCACAAUGUGCACAGCAGCAGCAGCAGCAGUACAGAGUACCUAACCAACGUCAGCAGCCAGUCAAUAAUGCUCCUGUAAAAACAAAUGUUCCCAAUGGUCCACCAAAUAAUGGUGCACCAAAAGCACCAAAUGCCAACAAUGAUAACAAAUGUUACAGCAGUGGUGAGCCAGGACAUUACUCCAAUAGGUGCCCCAAGAAGAUGGCCCAAAACAAUAUCAGAAGAAGGGUAAAUCAUGUGACAGCCGAGGCGGCACAGGAGGCAUCGGACGUGAUGCUCGGUAUGUUUCCAGUUAACUCAAGCCCCGCUACAGUUUUAUUCGAUUCUGGUGCAUCACAUUCCUUUAUUGCUCAUUCAUUUGUCAAGAAAUAUGAUAUACCCAUGAUUGCUAUGAAAAAUUCCAUGAUAGUUAGCUCACCUGGAGCAGAAAUGCAAGCUACCCUUAGAUGCCCUCUAGUGAACAUCACCUUAAGGGGGGUAGAGUUUACAAUUAGCCCAGUGGUUUUGAAAACUUUUGGUAUUGAUGUUAUCUUGGGUAUGGAAUGGUUGAGACAAAGAAAGGCAGUUAUACAAUGUGAUAGCAAAACAGUUCAGUUAAUGUCACCUUCAGGCCAGCAGAUGGAGGUAGAGGUCAGCAUGUCAACUAAACAAUACUACACAGUUAAUCAACUGAAGGGGACAUCAAUAGAGGGCAUACGAAUAGUGAAUGAGUAUCUGGACGUAUUCCGUGAGGAACUGCUAGGUAUGCCACCUGACCGUGACAUUGAGUUUAGAAUUGAACUUUUACCUAGAACUGCACCCAUAGCUAAAAGACCAUACAGAAUGGGUGUGAAUGAAUUAGCAGAACUUAAGAAGCAAUUAAGAGAAUUGCUAGAUAAGGGUUAUGUUCAACCAAGUUCCUCACCUUGGGAGCACCAGUGUUAUUCGUAG